AUGUCGAGAGACAUUGUGGAUGAUACUAUCCAUGAAAAAGUUUUCUCUUAUUUGUCAGAAUAUGCUUCCAAAGGUCCGGAAAUGGUGGAAAUUUUUAUGAGCUGGAAUGUACUGGACAAUAAGAAGGUUGUUAUCGAACCCGUGCGAAGAUAUUGGCGAACGUUUAGCGGCUUUGCAACUCAUCUGGAUCUUAGUCCGGUCAGCUGGUUCGUUGUUCAAAUGUCUCGAGUGAACGCCACACAUCUUCCACGUAUCUUAUGGUCUGUUGCAUCACUUGUCGCCUUAGCUUACCCGUUUGGAUAUCUUGUUGACCGAUCGCGACAAAGUCGUUCCGCAGACUCAAAUGAUCCAAUCUACGAGACAUUCGGGUUCAUCAUAUAUGAUGUUGUUACCCCUUUAUUAAACACCGACACAAAUUUUGAGAUGGUUACGGUGGCCGUCAAUGUUAUCGAAUCCUUGAUCUUGUUGGUCAACCGAGCGACAGAUGAUGAUAGAGAAACGCUCGCGUCAAGGCUAACAGAAGUAUUAACAUUUUUACUUGGAUUUUUCAAGAUUCAACAAUCGAAGGAGAGCUUGAUCAACGAUGGAAUCAAUCCCGAUAUCCAAUUAAUAAUUUCAAAUGGAGCACAUGAAAAGUUAAGGACACUGUUCUCAAAUAUCAGAAGAAAUGUCUCCGGUGGGAAAUCUUUGAUCCUUAGCAUAUUACACGCAAUUAGCUCCCUUUCAAAAAAACACAGAUCGGUAAUGACGGUGACAUCCAUCGACACGAUACUGGAUGUCUUGUUCAUCCCAGACUAUAAUUCGGAUCAACGCAUACUAAAAGCAGCACUCGAAAUCAUAUCGAUUGUUGUCCCUAACAAAAUUUCCGGCGGUCAAGUUGCAGACGUGAAUAUCGUGAAUAAGACGCUACAGACAAUUCGAAAUCUACUGAUAGACUCGAGAAUCGAGAGUCACGGUGUAAUAAUGAUCCUCGAAACGAUACAAAUUCUACUUGAGAAAGAAAACACGGGCCGUUACAUCCUUGAUUGUAAAUACGCGGAUAACUGGGCUCAUGCAAUAAUGUUUAAAGUCUCUGAUCCGCGUUGGGAAGUACGCGACUCGGUUCUCGAAUUUAUUGGUAGAUUGUUUGAAAUGUCAAACGGUCAGGGUCCUGGUGUCGAAUUCGCGCUCAAGUUUAGCCUACCUUUGAUGAUAAUUUCGAAAACUACUGAUGAAGUGGCAUAUGUUCGUGCCUCCUGUCUGAAAACGAUUCAGGCGGUGAUGUGUUGUCCAGAUGGUUGGAAAUAUAGCGUAUCCCAAGAUUUACCCAUGAAAAUAGCUUCAAAACUUCCAUCCAUUAUGAAAGACACCGAGGCGUUUGUCAGACGGGCUGUUAUGGAACUGAUGAUCUUCCUUAUCGCCGAACGCGAAUGCGGUGUCAUUCUGUUGGCCGACUACAACAAAGAAAUAUUAAAUUCGAUAGCCAUAGAAAAGAUAAUGGACGACCCUGAUUUUUACGUUAGAAUUGGUGGUUGCAAGUUUCUUGAAGCCGUAUGGUAUUACUGCGAACAACACCGGGGCACUCCUGUUGAAGAAUGCUCACUGCUAAGCGAUGGCGCGUCGUGGUUUUAUUCACUUGGCGGUGACAGGUUGCUGGUAGAUGCGGUGGAUGAUUCAAGUAGACUGGUUCGUGGGGAAAUUAUAAGAAUCCUUAAAUGCCUGAAAUCAUAUUUCGAACAAAUGAUUCACAAUCACGAGCCCAUCGACGUAAACAAGGAUGGAGACAAAUCACCACCGUCUUAUGAUUUAUUAAUACAGAAACAUUUAGAAUUUUAUCAACAAAUUUGCUUAGUCGACUUCAGCCGCCUCGAAGCUACAAUAGAUGUUGAACAUUUAUACAAGGAGGCCCUAGAAAGCGUCAACCCGAGGAUGAUGACGGACACAGAUGUGAUAGGGGGGUGCGAAAAUAACGCGUUGGAUUGUUAUUUCUGA
This is a messenger RNA of Acaulospora colombiana, 1971 nucleotides long. The record is from the annotation of a GenBank genome assembly. NCBI's taxonomy places the organism in Eukaryota, Fungi, Glomeromycota, Glomeromycetes, Diversisporales, Acaulosporaceae.